Eriocheir sinensis (Chinese mitten crab) is the source of this 2174-nucleotide messenger RNA. RefSeq lists its product as uncharacterized. The transcript has a single exon. Lineage: Eukaryota; Metazoa; Arthropoda; Malacostraca; Decapoda; Varunidae. The record is from RefSeq and is a predicted model, not a curated record. The coding region runs from base 122 to 1444 and encodes 440 amino acids. Gene Ontology annotation, molecular function: metal ion binding.
GCCCCAUGUUUCUCCACGACACGGUAUAUAACGGCGCUCCAAGAUCCCCUCAUCACCCAGUCACAUUCCAGCGGUGGUCCACGUACAGAAGCGGAGAGUUACUACAGAAUCUACCACCAGCAUGUCGUGUCCAGCCACAGAAGGUGUUACAAGUUUAGGACUGUCUACAACUGGUGCCGAAAUCAGCGAGACGCCAUUUACGCCGUCCGAAGCCAAGACUGUUUGCCCAUUCUACCUGGAGGGAAGGUGCAGGUUUGGUGAGAACUGUCACAACGUUCAUCCUCCCGGAGUCGAACUGCCCAAGGUGACUAAGGCCCCGGAUCCCGUGGCCAAGAGGAGUCACGAACCUGAAGUAAGUGAUGGAAAGAAACCUCCGCUGAAAACUGCUGGUGACGUGAGGAAGAGAAUUCAGUGGGAUCCAGAACUACAAAAGGAGCACUUCAGUGUCGGGUAUCUUGACCGCUUCAGUGGUGUGGUGGAGAAGCCCUUCACCUCCUUCACGUGGGAACACCUCUCCUUGGUUGACCUGGACCAGCUGGCGGUUCCCCAACACAGGAUCCAAUAUUACAAGUACAAGGACGUCAAGGUUUGGGACAAGAACGAUCGACUGGACUUGGUGUUUGGAAGUGCCGGUGGCGACACCACCAUCAGGGAGGUCAUCCAGAAAGUCGAGGAAGAGCUUGCCGAGAAAAGGCGGACGUGUGGCUCUGAUGACUCAGAUGACGAUGAUGAUGCAGUCGUUAUCGGGGUGGAGUCUGAGUCCACUUCUGGAAAAGGAUUUAUCUCCUUGAUCUCUGAGGGGCAGAGCCUUAAGGACGAGCCGCUGCGAGCCUCACACUUUUUCUGCAUACGAGUGAACGAUGAGGAGGUGCGCCGGAGGGUUGCCUUGGUGCAGGAAAGUGUGGUGCAGGAGGAUCCGACGCUCCGCAGCUGUGCGAUGCCCGGCGAGCUACUCCACAUCACUCUCGCUAUGGUCAAGUUGGACAGCUACCAAGCCAUACACGAGGCCGGGGAUCUCUUGGAAGAACUACGAGAAAGUCUUAAGGCGGUGUUCGCGGCUCCUCCAGCAUCAGGCGUGGCUGCUCCCUCCAGGGUCGUGAGGGCGCAGGGACUGUCCACGUUCGGAGCUCGAGUGUUGUAUUCCAAGUUGGAGGUUCCGGAAUCUUUCAAUUCAGCCGUGGACCUCCUUCGCGAUGGGCUGCGUAAAGUGGACGACGCCGUCAUCACCAGCCACUUCGACUUCGUGCCGCACAUGACGCUGAUUAAGGUCAACCGAGUCACCGCCCGGGAACGCCGCUCCAAGUACAUCAAUUCCGUUCUGUACAGUGAUUACAUCGACCACUACUUCGGCACCAUCCCUAUCGACAACAUCCACCUGUGUGUUAUUGAUGAUCGGCGCGGACCUGAUGGCUUCUAUCUCACGUGUCAGGAAGUUGAAAUCUAGACGGCAGCAGAUAUUUCAGUUAUUACGAAUUCACAAAUAAAUGUUCUCAGGUCGUCCAGUAUUUUUUUUUUUCGAAUUAAAAUAAAAGUUCUUGAAGUUUGUUCGCGAUCCAUGUAGAGGAAGUUAUCUGAUUGCUGCGCAUAUCUAAUCAGAUUAUUAUGUUUCUUGAUUAUGAAGGGCGUCAUUGAUUACAGAACCUCAAUAAAUAAAAAAAUUAUCCUUUUGUGAUUAAGUGAAGGUUUCGAACUCAUUAAAAUCUAUACUGUAUGGAAAUCGUUACAUAAGAGAGCCAUUAAACUAUCAAGAAGCGGACAUUUUAAUUAUUAAUUUCAUUGUUUGUUUGUGUGUGUGUGUGUGUGUGUGUGUGUGUGUGUGUGUGUGUGUGUGUGUAAUUCACCACGGCCCGAUCACGUGGUGGACUCGUAAUCGCCAGGAGGUACCCCUCCGACAUGAGCAAGUGCUCUUUAUAAUCGACAUGACACACACCACGAAGUGGUGUGUGUGUGUGUGUGUGUGUGCAGAGCCAGGAGUAGCUCACACAGUGGGUUACAUCUCAAGGAAGAGGAAAACAUUCAUCAUAAGUGUGACCAUUUAUUCAACAUUUCAACAACGAUAAAAUAUUAAUGUAAACUUUUUCAGUAUUCAGUGAUUGAUGACAGAUGUUUAAAAGUGUGUGUGUGUGUGUGUGUGUGUGUGUGUGUGUGUGUGUGUGUGUGUGUGUACAUAUAUA